Messenger RNA from Dreissena polymorpha, 523 nucleotides. RefSeq names its product acetylcholinesterase-like. NCBI's taxonomy places the organism in Eukaryota, Metazoa, Mollusca, Bivalvia, Myida, Dreissenidae. The record is from RefSeq and is a predicted model, not a curated record. The coding region runs from base 67 to 354 and encodes 95 amino acids. The transcript has 2 exons.
ACUGAGUUGUACAUCGAACACAUAUUACUUGACACGAAAAGUUUAGUAUGACAGAAACUACUCGUGAUGGGGACUUCAACUCUAAGCAGGUGCAUCAUUUUUAUGAGCUUUCUUGCGGUUGGUGCGUGCAAGACGAUGCCGGUAGUGCAAACAACUUCCGGUCCGGUUCAGGGAUCGAUCCACUCGUAUAACGGAUCUGACGUCCACCAGUUUAUUGGCAUACCGUACGCUGCGCCACCGGUACGCGAAUUGCGCUUUAAGAAACCGGUUCCUCCAACAGCUUGGAACGUAACAUUUGCGGCGGACAGGUUUCCGCCGUCAUGUAUGCAGUACUUGUUUGAGAACGACAGGUAGCUAAUUCCGAAAGAAAGUCAGAAUAUUUCCGAAGACUGUCUGUACAUGAAUAUUUAUGUACCUAGAGCGACAUCAUCGGCUGAACCGAAGGCUGUUAUGAUUUGGAUACACGGAGGAGGUUUUAACGCAGGGCAAGGGUCCAUUUUUGAUGCCUCGUACAAUGCACUGA